AUGCUCAAGAAGGCUGUCCUUCCUGCCGUUCGUGCUAUUCGCAACUGCUCCCAUGCUCCAGCGAAGUUCACUGGACAAACUCCAACCAGUUUCAUUCACGAUGGAUGGGCUAACGCUCGAACACCAUUCCACGUCCACAACAAAUGGCUGUUUGCUGCGAAGGCCAUUACAAUCUUGACUAUUGGAUUUUGGGCGCCAUUCAUUGUCGUCGAGUAUCAACUAAGAAAGGCAAACCAGUAG
Necator americanus (New World hookworm) is the source of this 240-nucleotide messenger RNA. RefSeq lists its product as uncharacterized. NCBI's taxonomy places the organism in Eukaryota, Metazoa, Nematoda, Chromadorea, Rhabditida, Ancylostomatidae. The record is from RefSeq and is a predicted model, not a curated record. Gene Ontology annotation, biological process: mitochondrial electron transport, cytochrome c to oxygen. The transcript is spliced from 2 exons. Bases 1 to 240 code for a protein of 79 amino acids.